This is a messenger RNA of Talaromyces proteolyticus, 831 nucleotides long. RefSeq names its product putative ABC transporter. The record is from RefSeq and is a predicted model, not a curated record. Lineage: Eukaryota; Fungi; Ascomycota; Eurotiomycetes; Eurotiales; Trichocomaceae. Gene Ontology annotation, molecular function: ATP hydrolysis activity; ATP binding. The transcript has 2 exons. Bases 1 to 831 code for a protein of 276 amino acids.
AUGGCUCCAUCAAUUGAGGUGCGCAAGCUUUCCUACAAAUUUCCGGAUGGCUCCAAUGGCCUGAAGGAUGUAGACCUCAGCUUGCCUCCUGGAAGCCGAACUUUACUUAUUGGAGCAAAUGGUGCUGGCAAGACAACCUUGCUUCGAUUGCUAUCUGGAAAGAGGCUAGCUCCGACAAAUACAAUCGAAGUCGGCGGCGUGGAUCCGUUUAAAGAGGGCCUAGAAGGUGUCACAUAUCUCGGAGUAGAAUGGGUUCUGAAUAGCAUUGUGCGAACGGAUAUCGAUGUCCCCACGCUUCUCGCCUCGGUUGGUGGUGAUGCCUUCCCUGAACGUCGGGACGAACUCAUCGACAUCCUUGACAUUGAUCUUGAGUGGAGAAUGCACGCUGUCUCUGAUGGCGAGCGAAGACGUGUGCAGCUUGCCAUGGGCUUGCUUCGGCCGUGGCAAGUCUUGCUACUAGAUGAAAUCACCGUUGAUCUCGAUUUAUUGUCGCGAAGCAACUUUCUUUAUUUCUUGAAACGAGAGACAGAGACAAGAGCUUGCACAAUUGUCUAUGCAACUCACAUCCUGGACAAUCUUUCACAGUGGCCGACGCAUUUAGUGCAUAUGCAUAUGGGCCAAGUUAAACAGGCUGGGACAAUGCAGAAGUUCGACCAAGAGGUUCCGAACAGGUCGGCUGAGAACAGUUUGCUUGGAGACUUGGUUCUUCACUGGCUAAAACAAGAUCUUGAUGCACGCGGACCGCGAGGCAAAAAAUCUGGCCAGGGUAAAACGUACCCCACCAGCGAAGCCAUCGGGGGCUACGGCCUUGAGAAACGUCCAGAGAAAUAA